AUGGCCUCAUGUUCUGUGUUCAAUCCUCCUGCUGAACCACUGAAGUAUUCUGCAUCCUGUGGAAGUGGAACAGACAGCAGCUCGUCCACUACUAAGAAGUAUAAUCUAAUGAUCAACAGAGCUGCAGAACGUGAUGCUACAGACUGGUGGUGUGAUCUGGUUACACCUACAACACGCAGCAACACGUUUAGACUGCAGUUGAGCAGAGGUCCAGACUCUGUUACAUUAAGUCCACCAUCACCUGGGUCUGUAGCAGAAGGAAACAGUCUGACUGUGAUGUGUGCUGCUAGGUGUAAUCCACCAUGUUCCUAUUCCUGGAUUCUGGGAAACCAGCCGAUCUCACCAACCUCUCAGUUAACACUGACAAAUAUCAACAGGAGUCAGACAGGGAAUGUGUACACGUGUACAGCGACCAACUCUGCUAUACCAAAAUCUAAAACUAAACAGUUCACACUGACAGUGUACUAUGGUCCAGACAGUGUUCAGCUGAACACCACAUCUCCACUGACAGUAAAGGAAGGUGACGAUGUAGCUGUGGCAUGUGAAGUGACUAACUGUUCUCCAUCCUGCUCUUUCACGUGGAAGUUUAAAUCUCAGACUAAACCAACCAGUUAUGUGCUCUCCUUAAAUAACAUACAGAGAUCAGCAGCUGGUGACUACACCUGUACUGCUAGAAACACAAAUACACAGACAUCAUUAGACAAGACCAUUACUCUGGAUGUGCAAUGUGAGUAA
Molecule: messenger RNA, 735 nt
Organism: Gigantopelta aegis
Lineage: Eukaryota; Metazoa; Mollusca; Gastropoda; Neomphalida; Peltospiridae
Product: carcinoembryonic antigen-related cell adhesion molecule 5-like
Exons: 3
Coding region: 1-735 (244 amino acids)
Source: RefSeq, a predicted model, not a curated record